This is a messenger RNA of Pipistrellus nathusii (Nathusius's pipistrelle), 930 nucleotides long. Lineage: Eukaryota; Metazoa; Chordata; Mammalia; Chiroptera; Vespertilionidae. The record is from the annotation of a GenBank genome assembly.
AUGGACGAGAAGGUGUUCACCAAGGAGCUGGACCAGUGGAUCGAGCAGCUGAACGAGUGCAAGCAGCUCUCCGAGCCCCAGGUCAAGAGCCUCUGCGAGAAGGCUAAAGAAAUUCUGACAAAAGAAUCCAACGUGCAAGAGGUUCGAUGUCCAGUCACCGUCUGUGGAGAUGUGCAUGGGCAAUUUCAUGAUCUCAUGGAACUGUUUAGAAUUGGUGGCAAGUCACCAGAUACAAAUUACUUGUUUAUGGGAGAUUAUGUUGACAGAGGAUACUACUCAGUUGAAACAGUUACUCUGCUUGUAGCUCUUAAGGUUCGUUACCGUGAACGCAUCACUAUUCUUCGAGGAAAUCAUGAGAGCAGACAGAUCACACAAGUAUAUGGUUUCUAUGAUGAGUGUUUAAGGAAAUACGGAAAUGCAAAUGUUUGGAAAUAUUUUACAGAUCUUUUUGACUAUCUUCCUCUCACUGCUUUGGUGGAUGGGCAGAUCUUCUGUCUACAUGGUGGCCUCUCGCCAUCCAUAGAUACACUGGAUCACAUCAGAGCACUUGAUCGCCUACAAGAAGUUCCCCAUGAGGGUCCAAUGUGUGACUUGCUGUGGUCAGAUCCUGAUGACCGUGGUGGUUGGGGUAUAUCUCCUCGAGGAGCUGGUUACACCUUUGGGCAAGAUAUUUCCGAGACAUUUAAUCAUGCCAAUGGCCUCACGUUGGUGUCUAGAGCUCACCAACUGGUGAUGGAGGGAUAUAACUGGUGCCAUGACAGGAAUGUAGUAACGAUUUUCAGUGCUCCAAACUAUUGUUAUCGCUGUGGUAACCAAGCUGCAAUCAUGGAACUUGAUGAUACUCUAAAAUAUUCUUUCUUGCAGUUUGACCCAGCACCUCGCAGGGGCGAGCCACAUGUUACUCGUCGUACCCCAGACUACUUCCUGUAA